ACUCCAUAUUUCUGUUGAGGGAUCAAAAUCAUCACCCAUUUGUUGGCGAAAUGCCCUACAUAGAGGACUCCUGACAUACAUUUCAGCCGAUGCAGACUGGAUCAUUUUUACAAUUCUAGAUCUGCACCCAUCAUAUACUAUCUGGGUCUCGCCGCUUGGAAGUGGAGCCUUAUUCUGAGUCUAAAAUGGCUUGGAACGGCCUGAUAUUGCUUCUGCUCGUCCUCUCUCUGUCUUCAGCAGUCAAUUGCUUCUAUCUUCCUGGAGUAGCUCCCCAGGACUUCAAGACUGGCGAUGAGCUCCAAGUUAAAGUCAACAAAUUGAGUUCCACAAAGACGCAGCUCCCUUAUGAUCACUAUUCUCUGGACUAUUGUAAGCCAAACAAGAUUGUCAACAGUGCAGAAAAUCUUGGAGAAGUUCUUCGUGGAGAUCGAAUCGAGAACUCUCCUUAUGUGUUUCGUAUGAGAAAGGGAAAGAUCUGUAAUUAUGCAUGCAAGAAAACACUGAAUGCAAAGUCUGCAAAGGAUUUCAAGGAGAAAAUAGAUGAUGAAUAUCGAGUUAACAUGAUUUUGGAUAAUCUUCCAGUUGCAGUACCCAGACAAAGAGCGGAUGGGAGUCUAGUUGCCUCUUAUGAGCAUGGCUUUCGAGUUGGGUUCAAAGCUAGCUAUACAGGGAAUCCAGAAGAGAAGUACUUUAUACACAAUCAUCUGGCUUUUGAGGUUAAGUUUCAUAAAGACAUAGAAACUGAUGCUGCUCGGAUUGUUGGAUUUGAAGUUAUACCUUUCAGUGUCAAACACGAGUACAAGCAACCCUGGGUUGAGGAGAAUCCCCAAUUGACAACAUGCAACCCAAGCUCCAAUCACCGUGUUUUACCUACUGAUGCUCCACAAGAAGUUGAGGAGGGUAAAGAAAUCAUAUUCACUUAUGAUGUAUCAUUUACGGAAAGUGACAUCAAAUGGGCUUCUCGUUGGGAUACAUAUCUUCUCAUGACAGAUGAUCAGAUCCACUGGUUUUCUAUAAUCAAUUCAUUAAUGAUUGUGUUGUUCCUUUCUGGCAUGGUGGCAAUGAUUAUGAUGAGAACACUGUACCGAGAUAUUUCAAAGUACAAUCAGUUGGAGACACAGGAUGAAGCCCAAGAAGAAACAGGAUGGAAACUGGUCCACGGAGAUGUAUUCAGGGCCCCAACCAAUUCAAGCCUACUCUGUGUCUAUGUAGGAACUGGAGUACAGUUUAUUGGUAUGACAAUUGUGACAAUGUUAUUUGCUAUGUUGGGGUUUCUUUCUCCAUCCAAUCGUGGUGGAUUGAUGACUGCAAUGGUGCUGUUGUGGGUGUUUAUGGGUUUGUUUGGUGGUUACUCUUCUGCUCGGUUGUACAAGAUGUUCAAAGGUACAGAAUGGAAAACAAACACAAUCAAGACUGCUUUCACAUUCCCUGGCAUUGCUUUUGCCAUUUUCUUUAUACUCAAUGGACUGAUCUGGGGUGAAAAGUCCUCUGGUGCAGUUCCAUUUGGGACAAUGUUUGCUUUGGUCUUUUUAUGGUUUGGGAUAUCUGUGCCCUUGGUUUUUGUUGGUAGUUACUUUGGCUACAAGAAGCCUGCAAUUGAGGAUCCAGUUAAGACAAAUAAAAUUCCCAGGCAAAUUCCAGAGCAGGCAUGGUACAUGCAACCAGUUUUCUCAAUAUUCAUUGGAGGCAUAUUGCCAUUUGGAGCUGUUUUCAUUGAAUUGUUCUUCAUCUUAACCUCCAUCUGGUUACACCAAUUCUACUACAUUUUUGGGUUCCUUUUCAUAGUCUUUGUUAUCCUUAUUGUCACCUGUGCUGAGAUUACAAUAGUCCUCUGCUACUUUCAGUUGUGCAGUGAAGACUACCAUUGGUGGUGGAGAGCUUAUCUGACUUCAGGCUCAUCUGCACUGUACCUAUUCUUAUAUGCUACAUUCUAUUUCUUCACUAAGCUGGAGAUCACAAAAGUUGUCUCAGGAAUCCUGUAUUUUGGCUACAUGACAAUUAUCUCAUAUGCAUUCUUCGUAUUGACUGGCACGAUCGGGUUUUAUGCAUGUUUCUGGUUCGUGCGGACUAUUUAUGCAUCAGUGAAGAUUGACUAAAGCUCCAUAUUGUGGCCAAUUUUUUCUCAGAGGAAUGCAUAUUUUGUCGAGCAGAAUUAAACUGUAGAAUGUGAGAUGUGCAUACUACAUCUAUGCUAUAGGAAAUCAGCAGAGGAAACUCAGAUUGGUCUUUGUAUGCUAGCAAGAGGUGGUAAUUGAGAAGCUAUCAUAUCACGCAUUAAUCACUUAGGGGUUCCAGAUAUUUUAGAAGAUACAAAUACCAGAUUAUUCUUUGUUGUACUUCGCGGUUAUUAGAAUAGCAAAUACUUUAUAUGUAGCGGUUGCAAGAUAUGCACCUGUUUUGCCUUUCAUGCCAUUCAACAAGAGUUGUUUGAUAUGAUAGAACUUGAUGUGCAGGAACUUGCUUUUGGCUGGUUAGAACAUUUGCUAACUAAUUCUAAUGAUCAUAUUAUUUUUUUCA
Cryptomeria japonica (Japanese cedar) is the source of this 2517-nucleotide messenger RNA. Its product is annotated as transmembrane 9 superfamily member 7. The record is from RefSeq and is a predicted model, not a curated record. The coding region runs from base 186 to 2096 and encodes 636 amino acids. Gene Ontology annotation, biological process: protein localization to membrane. The transcript has 7 exons. Lineage: Eukaryota; Viridiplantae; Streptophyta; Pinopsida; Cupressales; Cupressaceae. Gene Ontology annotation, cellular component: membrane.